AUGGACACUCUUGCUUUCAAGCUCACCUGGCUUUCGAAAUGGAAGCUGCAAUGCGAAUCUCAACUCAUGGACCCGAAUUUCACAAAGCUUAUCGGCCACUAUUCAGUAUACCUCAAAGCCGCACAAUACAUGAGUGACGAGGACGAUGCCGGCUCCGAUGCGACAGUUGUUGACACGAACCUCGAUGAUGGCAAUCUGGAAGACUUCGAAUGGCGGAGCAACGAAGACCAUCCCUAUUCGGGGUUCCUAAGCGACCCAUUGCCUGACCUGCAUUCACACGAACAUGAAAAUGAGUAUAGGGCACGCAUGUCAAUAGUCGUGUCCGAAAACGAGGUUAAGGCCGCCGACGAAGAUGACGACAGUGAUCCAUUCUCGGACGAUGAAGCAAGUGAUUUCAGUAACGAAGAGGACAAUUGUAGCGAUUCCAGCGUCGAAGAGAUGGACGACCGAGACAACCCUCCACCAACCAAGAAGGUAUCCAAAUCACCAAACCCACAUUUCUGA
Molecule: messenger RNA, 504 nt
Organism: Exophiala xenobiotica
Lineage: Eukaryota; Fungi; Ascomycota; Eurotiomycetes; Chaetothyriales; Herpotrichiellaceae
Exons: 1
Coding region: 1-504 (167 amino acids)
Source: RefSeq, a predicted model, not a curated record